Messenger RNA from Chrysoperla carnea, 2063 nucleotides. It is a transcript of the gene Non1, whose product is annotated as nucleolar GTP-binding protein 1. NCBI's taxonomy places the organism in Eukaryota, Metazoa, Arthropoda, Insecta, Neuroptera, Chrysopidae. The transcript has 5 exons. Gene Ontology annotation, biological process: ribosomal large subunit biogenesis. The coding region runs from base 94 to 1998 and encodes 634 amino acids. The record is from RefSeq and is a predicted model, not a curated record. Gene Ontology annotation, molecular function: GTP binding; RNA binding; GTPase activity. Gene Ontology annotation, cellular component: nucleolus.
UGAAAGUUGUAACAUAACCUAAAAUUCUUUUUAAAUUACGCCACAUGGCGUAGACAUUAACAUAUUAAAGUAAAGAAUUAUUAAAAACGAAAAAUGUCAAUGUACAAUUUUAAAAAAAUCGCUGUGGUCCCUCCAGCAAAGGACUUCAUCGAUAUAAUAUUAUCGAAAACACAAAGAAAAACUCCAACAGUAAUUCAUAAGAAUUAUAAAAUAUCUCGUAUACGUGCAUUUUAUAUGCGAAAAGUUAAAUUUACUCAACAAAAUUUCCAUGAUCGUUUAAGUCGAAUUUUACAAGAGUUUCCUAAAUUGGAUGAUGUACAUCCUUUUUAUGCUGAUUUGAUGAAUGUUUUGUAUGAUAAAGAUCAUUAUAAAUUGGGUUUGGGUCAAUUAAACACUGCCAGACAUUUAAUUGAUAACGUAGCCAAAGAUUAUGUACGAUUACUCAAGUAUGGAGAUUCUUUAUAUCGUUGCAAGCAGCUUAAACGUGCUGCUCUUGGUCGUAUGGCCACCAUAAUGAAAAGACAAGCAGCAAAUUUAACAUACUUGGAACAAGUUCGUCAACAUUUGGCUCGUUUACCUUCAAUUGAUCCUUACACAAGAACUAUAGUUAUUUGUGGUUUUCCAAAUGUCGGUAAAAGUUCAUUUAUAAAUAAGAUUACAAGAGCUGAUGUCGAAGUACAACCUUACGCAUUUACAACAAAAAGUUUAUAUGUUGGUCACACAGAUUAUAAAUACUUGCGAUGGCAAGUUAUUGAUACACCUGGAAUCCUAGAUCAUCCAUUAGAAGAACGUAACGUGAUUGAAAUGCAAGCAGUAACAGCGUUAGCGCAUUUACGUGCUGCAAUACUUUAUAUUUUUGAUAUUUCAGAACAAUGUGGCCACACUUUAGAAGAACAAGUAAAUUUAUUUGAAAGUAUACGUCCUUUGUUUGCAAAUAAACCGCUAAUUACAGUAAUUAAUAAAGUAGAUGUAUUAAAAUUGGAUGAUUUAGCACCAGAACGUCGAAAAAUAUUAGCUUCGAUUGAGGAUGAUAACGAUAUUGAAGUUAUUGAAAUGUCGACUGUGAAUGAUUUAGGUGUAAUGGAAGUAAAAACCGCUGCAUGUGAAAAAUUACUAAGCUAUCGAGUAGAUCAAAAAAUGAGAACGAAAAAAGUUGACGGUGUACUAAAUCGAUUACAUGUUGCAAUACCAAAACCACGUGAUGAGAAAGUACGACCACCUUGUAUUCCAGAAAGUGUUUUACAAAAAAGACAAAAGGAAGAUCAAAAGAAACGGAAAUUGGAACGACAUAUCGAAGAAGAAUUGGGUGAUGAUUAUGUUUUGGAUUUGAAAAAGAAUUAUGUUGAAAUACCUGAAGAAGAACGAUAUGAUAUUAUUCCUGAAUUCUGGGAAGGUCACAAUAUUGCUGAUUAUAUCGAUCCAGAAAUAUUUGAUAAACUUGCCGAAUUAGAAAAAGAUGAGGAAUUACGAGAAGAAUCUGGAAUGUAUGUUGUACCGAAAAUUGAAUUGGAUGAUACAAUCAAAGAAAUUAAAGCAUUGGCUUUACAAAUUCGUAAUAAGAAAGCAAUUCUACGAGAUGAAUCUAGAAUUAAUAAACAAAAAACAACACCUGUUAUGCCAAGAAAUACAACGGCUAAAGCACGUGGCAGAUCUGUUACACGUUUGUGUAAUGAAAUGCGAGAUCUUGGUGUUGAUAUUGAUCCAUCUGAUGAUGCACACUUUACGAAAACGCUGAAAAGGACACGAUCUCGUUCUUUGUCUCAGGCUGCUGUUGCUUCUAAAAAGAUGCGUUCAUCUUCACGUAGUGUACCCAGAGAUGAACAAGGAAUUAAAGACGUUGCGAUGAAAAGGAAACUUAAACAAAUCGCCCAUCGUGCAAUUGCAAAGAAGGUUGGUAAAAUGGGUCUUAAAGGUGAAGCUGAUAGAUUUAUUGGUACUAAAAUGCCUAGACAUUUGUACGCUGGUAAACGAGGAGUUGGAAAAACGGAUAGACGUUAGAUUAAUUAAUGUUAUGAUGAUGUUUACAAAAAAUGUAAAACUGUACAUUUAUAAAAUGAUUCCGA